UGUCAACUAAACUAGUCGAGGGAGAGGCGGAAGUGGAACGGGAAGGGCACUAACCCCCAACUUGCUGGCUGCCCAAAGUCCAAUCUUUCGAGGAGGAAAGGAGGGGGCGAUCGACAUUGGGGGAACAGGCGAGUGGGAAUUCCUUUUGUUGGUUGACAGCGAUUAAGGGAAUCGGGGAGAAAGGGUCGAAGGGGGAAAAGGGCGGUGGCCGCGCGAGGAGGCGGUAUCGGCAUCUUAUUCCGUCUGCGGGAUUCAUAUCUGAGCUUUCAAGCUCCAAGAAUCCGGUUUUCUCCGACCGCUGUGCUCGGGAAGGAAGCGCCUUUUCCUUUGCUUUCUCAUUGUGGAAGGAAAAAAGCAGUGGCGGUGCGGUGAAAGAACGAAAGCUGGAAUCUCGCUACGCUUCUGCUCUCGCGCAGAGCCACCGUUUUCCUUUGGAGGAAGAGGAGGAGGAGGAGGAUGUCAAAGGCAGGAACUAACCUUCAUCCUUGUGUCUAUGGGCCAUUCCACUCCGAUCAACCAUAGUCGAGCUCCUCCAGUUUGGAACUUUGUUCCACUUUAAGCUAGAUUUCAGAGAUUCUUCAGAAAGCAAUGAAGAGUAACUUGGGACGUUUUCGAAUUGUGUUAUAAAAGAGUAACUUGAGCCUUAAGCCCAAAAGGAAAAGGCCUUUGGAGUUCAGCCGGUAGAGAUGGCAGCUGAUUCUAACAUGGGUUCCUACCAAGCCAAUCUGCCUCCUUCCUUCCAUCAUCCUCUCAUGGUUUCUUUUCAGUCAGGCGCUAGAAAUAGCUCGAGGGGCUUGAGUCCUGAUGAAGUCUGCAGUUUGGGUGGGAACAACAGCAUGGUUGGCAUGUUUAAUUCUCUGGGUUCUGGCUUGAUCAAUCAUAUGGAUGCGACGACUUCAGUUCAGUACUCUGCGGGAUCUAUGCUUCGUGAACCAGUGCCAGGGUUUACACAUGUGUCAGGGUCGCCCGCAUAUUGGUUACAAGAAGAAAUUGAAAUUUUGCACAUAGGCCUUAUCAAAUAUUCUCAUCUCGUUGGAAUACGAAAGUACACAAUGAUAUCUUUUAUGUUGCCUAAGAAGACUAUAAGGGAUGUUGCAUUGAGGUGCCAGUGGAUCACACACAAGGAAAAUGGAAAAAGACAGAAGACGAAAGAAUUUCAUACAGCAAGAAAGGCAAAAGAUAUGCAGGAUAAGAUCGGCGGUGCUCCCUCAGCAGCCAAUAUUUCCAGGGCUCCUAGAUUGCUUUCAGGGAAUCGUAUGAAGAUCCAGGAUAUUAUACCAUCCGAAGCUCCCUCUUUAGAGCGUAUUUUGGAUGAAAAUGAUAAAGUUAUGGACGAAAUUGUAAAAAAUAUUAACCGAGGCACGUUAGAGGAGAACGUUAAUAUAUUUCGUUAUGUGAAAAAUAACAUCUCGAUCGUCAAUGAUAGAAUAAGUGCAAUGUCUUCGACGUUGGACAAAUUUCCUGGAUCUAUGAGACAGAUGCCUACUUUGCAAGUAUUUGUAAAUGAUGAGCUUCUCGCAAGUCUUAUCCAUCGCACCGGAAAUGUUACUGGCCUUGCUCCUCCCAGAAAAAGCUAUCGGUUGGACGCAACGAGCAUCAGGCCGAACAUAGGAGGAUUUAGAGAGCACACAUAAGCUGUCUGUGUUCAUCUGCCGACGAGAAAGCCCUCUGUAACGGCUCCAAACCAUGGAAUGACAUUGGGCAUCAAAUUCUCUCUGAAGCUAAAUUGUUUGCUGGAUAGUUGGGGGUGUAGAAAUCAAUAGGUAGAGGAAAGAAAUAAUAUAAAGUUUUUUGAUGGUCAUUAGGGGGCUCAUCUCGGUGCGGAAAAAACAAUGGUAUCUGUAUGUUGUCGAUAGGUUCAAUCCUGGAAAAUGUGGACUGAGAAAAGGUCAUAUGUUUCUUGAUCGAUCGUUGAUGUUACCAAGUGUAUGACGAAGCGUAUCGUGUUUAUUUCCGAUGAUC
Molecule: messenger RNA, 1962 nt
Organism: Zingiber officinale
Lineage: Eukaryota; Viridiplantae; Streptophyta; Magnoliopsida; Zingiberales; Zingiberaceae
Exons: 9
Coding region: 687-1634 (315 amino acids)
Source: RefSeq, a predicted model, not a curated record